Messenger RNA from Anneissia japonica, 1891 nucleotides. RefSeq lists its product as uncharacterized. The record is from RefSeq and is a predicted model, not a curated record. The transcript has 4 exons. Bases 360 to 1679 code for a protein of 439 amino acids. Gene Ontology annotation, cellular component: membrane. Gene Ontology annotation, biological process: sensory perception of taste. NCBI's taxonomy places the organism in Eukaryota, Metazoa, Echinodermata, Crinoidea, Comatulida, Comatulidae.
AAGAGUUCUUAGUCUUCGGAGUGGGGUGGAGGAAAAAUAACGCGCGUUAUUUUGUGUACAUAAUUAUAUCGAAGAGCAGAAGUCUUGAAAGACUGAGAAAUAUGAGUAGGUGAAAAUAUGUGUGCUUAUUGAUUAGUGGUUGUAUUACUGUUCAUAGUAUUCGAAGCAUUUGAAUUGCUACUGAUGAGGGAAAAAAAAGUAAAUUUCAAUCAAUUUAUAGUUUGAAAAGAAAAGAUGCACGCUACGCAUGCACUAGUUACUUCUGUACUUUAACUGGAAUAAAAGUAUACCGAUGUCUACAGCGCGGCUAAUCUGCAGUUAUCUGUAAAGCAACAAUCAAACUUGAAGCAUUAUACAGAAUGAACAUUAUAUCAAACCGUGUACGUCCAAUACCGACUAUAAAUAGAGGUAACAAUAGCCCUACAUCAAAAAUCAGUGUUAUAGACUUACCUGAUGAAGAUUCACCAGGGCGUUCUUUCACAACAUCCUCAACAGUUAAUAUAACGCUGCAUAACAAACCUGUAGAUCUUCAACAGGAACUGGUCAUCCUUUACAAAUGGAUGAUGUAUUUUGGAAUUGGAUGUCCUGUGCGUCUGCUCAAAAAGACAAGACUUCAUCUAUACCGUCUAUACUCGACUGCCGUACUCGCUCUUCUUUGGUUUAAUUUUCUUAGAAGCGCAACUGGAAUAAUGUACAUUGAACGUGACGACUUUGUCGCGCAAGUCGUCAUCUCGGCAUGGUUCCUGCAGUGCGCAUUGAAAGCGACCAUUUGGUUCUGUAGGGACAUAAAACCUUCGGCAACCGAAGACUUCUUUAAGCACUGGAAGACAAUCUGCCAAAGUCAAGUGAGUCUGCAAUAUGGCCUAGGAAUCAACCAGCCUAAACUUCAAAGAUCAAUCCGACUCACUAUUGCUGCUAUAAUACUUUUAUGCAUAAUAAAUACAAGCAUUAUAUUUUUUGCAAGAGUCGGACCGAUCGAAGAAACGAGAAAUGAGACGACGCACUACUACGCCCCAUUACCAUCCGAUGCUCAGAUUCCUCUAAUGGCGCUUAUUCCAUUCGAGACAGCAGUUUAUUUCUUUCCCGUUGCUGAAUUCGUCCUCAUUUCCAAAGUGCUGACAAAACAAUUUGAAAAUCUCAGAUUUGUUGUAACAGAAUGUCUGAAGAAAAAAGGAAGUUUGAUAGAGUUAUUCCUCGGAAACAUCAGGGCCGAGCACCAACAUCUGGCUAAAGCUGUUUACAUAGCCGACAAAACAUUCAGUUUGUACCUAGCGAUUGAAUAUUCGACAACAAUCGCUAUACUCACAUUUUUGCUCUAUCAGCUUCUCAUAAUUCAUAAUCAGUUCUCUCCAUUCGGAUACAGCAUGCUGGUAAUUUGGGCCAGUGCGGUGGCAUUGGUCAUCUCAAUCAUUUCAUGGUUUGCAGCUGUAAUGCAUGAACAGGCGCACGAGAUUGUUCAUUUUAUCCAUUCUGUGACUGUACCUUCAGAGCCAACGGGUAAAUACAUUAUGGAGAUGAAUAUGUUAUUGGCAAAACUUAAUGGAACUAGCAUUGCGUUUUCAGUGUAUACUUUGCUACCAAUCACAAAAGCUUUCAUCUUAACCAUUGUUGGUGUCAUGGUGACGUAUUUUGCUAUAGCCGCACAAUCGGUGGAAUUCAUAGUAGAGACUUAUACGUAAUUUCGUGUUAUUUUAAUGCUCAAAAGAGCUUUUGUUUGUUUCUAUUUCAUUAAUUAUUUAAGUACGUCGACUUAGUAGAAGACUACCUUUAUAAGAAAAAAAUAAUAUUACAAGGCACUACAAAAGUGUAGAUGAAUAGCUUGGUGGUUAAGAUGCUCGCCUUACAAUCCCAGGAUCCUGGGUUCAAUUCCUAUCGGUGUUGCAGAAUAUUU